Fragaria vesca subsp. vesca is the source of this 1977-nucleotide messenger RNA. Its product is annotated as putative FBD-associated F-box protein At5g56440-like. Bases 1 to 1836 code for a protein of 611 amino acids. Gene Ontology annotation, molecular function: protein binding. NCBI's taxonomy places the organism in Eukaryota, Viridiplantae, Streptophyta, Magnoliopsida, Rosales, Rosaceae. The record is from RefSeq and is a predicted model, not a curated record. The transcript has 7 exons.
AUGCAUGGAUACGGCAAAAAUCUGAGAAUGCUGUAUCGUAUCCGUAUCGAUGUGUCGGAUACGCCUCAGAUACGUAUCCUGAGGAGAGUUUUGUUGGCUGGGACUCUGGGAAGAUUGAAACGCAGCAAGCUUGCAGAGUUGCAGGCGUGCAGCAAGCUAGUGAAGCCACCAAGGCACCAACUCUCUUUCUUUGUUCACAGCAAGCCAACUCUCUCGGUCAAAGUUCCACCAAAGAUGACAACUCGUGGUAACAUGCCUGAAGUGACGAAAGCAACUGGGAUGCAAACUGAGUGGUAUCUUGCUAAAACCUUGACUGACACUGCAAAUGGUGACAGCUUCUUCGACUCGCUCAAAUCUGCUGUUGCCGACACAGUAAGUUUUGGUUUCGUUCAUGUUAAGUGUAUGACUUUGGGUUUAUAUUUCAAGGACGAUGUGCAAAACUUGGUGGUGGUGGACAGGAUUAGUGCAUUGCCAGAUGAUCUUAUAGUUAGUAUAGUGUCUCUGCUGCCUCUAAAGGAAGCAGCAGCUACUAGUGUGCUAUCUACUCGAUGGCGCCACAUCUGGACCUUCGUUACCACUCUUGAUUUUCACCAUGACAUUCUUUUCCAACUGCGUUCAUACAAACGAGUAAGAAUAGAGUCGGAACUUGAUAUGUACUUGAAUUGGGUGAAUAGUGUAAUGAAACAACAUAGAGGCCCAUGUAUCAAUCUGCUUAGGGUUUAUGCCGAUAUAAAUGAUCCCAAGUACGAAAGUUCCAUUCAUACAUGGGGUCGAUUCGCCUUGGAAAAGAGAGUCCAAAACUUUGAUUUGCUCCUUUCUAAAAACAGAGGUUUCCCCAAAAGAGGAGGAAACGAGAUUAAGGCAGUCUUUAGUACUUUUCCCCUUUCGCACCAAUUUGUAAAUGUGGACAGAUUAGGGUCUGACUUGUGCUCUAAACCUGAUAUUCUACACCCUUGUCUAUACACUUGUUUUAGUGCAUUCAGUUGCUUGAAGUACCUUAGAGUUCUUGAAUUCAGGUUUGUUUUAGGACUUACUGGGCAAGUUCUAGAGUGCUUCUUGUCUCACUGUCCACUUCUUGAGCGAUUAACAGUAGUUCGCACUUUGGGGUUGGAUAGUUUUAAAGUUAUCGGCCCGUCAAUUGCCUUGAAAUACUUGCACAUACAUAAACAUACCGGUCCUGUGAACAUUGAGAUUUGUGAUGUAAAACUUGUUACAUUUAUUUAUGGUGGAGGCGGGAUAAACUUGCUGCUUAAGAAUGUGCCGCAGCUUGUUGAGGUCUCCAUUUCUUCCCGCCGAGUUUCAUUUGGACAGUGUGGUUCUCAUCAUCAGCUAGAGGUUUUCAGACUGAGGGGAUUUGUGCUAAACAAUGAGAAACAUGUACUUCCUACAUAUGUGAAUCUCAAGUAUUUGGAACUGGGAUUGAAGGAACGUGACAGUUGCUGUCUUCUUCAAUUAAUGUCUUUCAUGGAGGCAUCUCCUUAUUUGCACAAACUUGUAUUGAAGUUGGAAACGACUAUCUCUCGAUCUUAUAGGCGUGAAAUGGAGGUUAAGCAAGCUCCCAAUUACUCCCAUCAAUUCCUUAGGGUAGUGGAAGUGACAGAUUAUCACGGUCGUACCAGUGAUUUAGAACUUGUUAGGUACUUGAUAGAGAAUGCUGUUGAACUAAAAGAGCUUCUUAUGCAUCCUGUUCGACGGUGGUUUUCUCGUGAGCGGAUCAGGUUUAGAAUGGGUAACAGAGAGGAGGUGGAGAGGAUAGAAAAGGAGGAAAGAAAACAAGCUACUCAGCAGCUUAAAGAACUAGUGCCUUCUAGUUUAGAAUUCAUAUGCAGGCUGUAGCAACCGCUUUCAAUAGCAGUAGCUGCGACCAAAUCCACAUUGGUGAAAAGGCCAAUGGGACUAUUAUGUUCAACAAAUUUGCCUUCGCAUUUAGCCCUUUUGACAACUUGGAAUAGUUGGGACUAUUAGACAUUUUCCUCG